AUGUCCUACUACAACCAGCCAUACGGGCAGAGCAACAAUGCGCCGGCCUCGUCUAACCUACAAUUCUACCCUUCCUCCUACACAAACGUCUCGGGCCACACGACACCAUCUCAAGCAUCGUUUGGCGGCUAUGGCGCAGGCAGCACGGCGCCCGCAUAUCCUGGGUACGGUGCAAGCGCGUCCGGCGGCUUCAGUGCAGGAGCGGGAAUUUCAGGAGUCAGUGGCCGCAUGGGAGACUCUGGAGGGUUAAGGACUGGCUGGCUGGCUGCCUUCGGGACAGAAGGGUACGAAGGAGAACCAGGAUUGAUGGAGGAGCUUGGGGUGAACUUUUCACAUAUCAAGACCAAGACACUCACAGUACUCAAUCCAUUGACCCGGCCGUCGCCGCAUAUCAUGGACGACAGCGAUCUAUAUGGAGGUCUUCUCUUCCUCAUCCUGUACGGCACGUUUCUCGCCCUGUCCGGCAAGUUCUUCUACGGAUACAUCUACGGCAUCGCGUUGUUCGGGUCGAUCGCGCUGCACUGGAUGUUUGCGCUGAUGACGCCACCUAUGGACCCCAACGACACGGACCAGAUGUCGCAGGCGCAACGGGACCAUGGACAGGACAGUUCGGGACACGGUGGCGGUCACUUCUCGAGCACGCUGACUUACUCGCGCAGCGCGAGCGUGCUUGGGUACUGUUUCCUACCGCUGGUCUUUACGGCUCUGUUUGGUGUGUUGCUGCCCAUGGACACCGCGAUGGGGUAUGUCUUGACCGCCGCGGCGGUGGGGUGGUGCACUUACAGCAGCUCGGGAAUGUUUGUUAGCGUGGGCAGGAUGAAGGGCAUGCGCGGCUUGGUCGCCUAUCCUCUGGCAUUGUUCUAUGUUGGCUUUGGCAUCAUGGGCAUCUUCUCGUCUAGGGGGAGCGGUAUGCUGGAAGGCAAGGUCAUGUGA
Molecule: messenger RNA, 933 nt
Organism: Capronia coronata CBS 617.96
Lineage: Eukaryota; Fungi; Ascomycota; Eurotiomycetes; Chaetothyriales; Herpotrichiellaceae
Exons: 2
Coding region: 1-933 (310 amino acids)
Biological process (GO): endoplasmic reticulum to Golgi vesicle-mediated transport; vesicle fusion with Golgi apparatus
Cellular component (GO): trans-Golgi network
Source: RefSeq, a predicted model, not a curated record